Molecule: messenger RNA, 582 nt
Organism: Paramecium sonneborni
Lineage: Eukaryota; Ciliophora; Oligohymenophorea; Peniculida; Parameciidae
Source: the annotation of a GenBank genome assembly
AUGAGUUGCUCUCUGCCGUAUAUGUUGGUUAUGAUAUUCGUGUUUGUAGGAAGAAUAAUUGCAAUCAUUUUUGAUCUUUUAACUUUUGUUUUUGUAUUACCUUAUGGUAAACUAUAAUUUACACUCUUGAUACAGUGCCUGUUUGAAAAUUGCUUGUAAGUAUUUUAAAAGGAAAAUGGACAGAUGAUGUUUAGAUUAUUUAUGUCUGUUGGAUUGUUAUAAAUGCAAAUAAUAUACAUAGUUGGCUUAUUUAUAUUUUUUGUAAUAUAUUUUGUGAUGAGAAUUAUAUUUGUAAUAAUAGACUGUUUAAUACUGGUUGUAACAUUUGGUCAAACAAAAAUAUAAUUUUAGAUCACCAAAAAGUUAAAUAGCAAACUUAAAGAAGCCUUAGAGAUAGGAAUUUUUGAGGCAGGAACUAAUUUAUUUGGUGUCGAUUUAUAUAAAGAAAAGGUUGAAAUUGAGAAAAAAGAGUAAGAAGAGAAGAAGAAAUAAGAAAAGACAAUUCAGGAUAAGGCAACUUAGGAGAAGACAAUUUAGGAUAAAGCAGAUUUGUAUAAAGAAACUCACAGGCUUGAAAAUUGA